Molecule: messenger RNA, 924 nt
Organism: Dermacentor silvarum
Lineage: Eukaryota; Metazoa; Arthropoda; Arachnida; Ixodida; Ixodidae
Exons: 5
Coding region: 1-924 (307 amino acids)
Source: RefSeq, a predicted model, not a curated record
AUGGCAGACCAGGCGCGUAAGCUGCGCAUCACGCUGAUGCUGGGCUCCAGCCUCAUGUGGACCAUGCUCGCGGUGCUCGGCCGGCGCAGGCACUCCGUGGAGCACACGGCGCGCCUUCUCUUCUUCGUAAGCCUGGGCGCUUUCGUGGGCGUGCUCAGCUGCACGUUGCGCAUGACGCGCCCCCAGGGAACCAUCGCCGUCAACGCUUCCGUGGUCGUGCGUGGCUUCACCACCGCCUUCGCGUUCGCAGCCAGGUUCAUGUCCUUGAUACAUCUCCGCAUCGUGGACUCAGCAGCGCUGACAAGCAUGGCGCCCGUUCUAGCAGGCCUACCCAACAUGGCGGGGUCAACGACACGGAGACCUGCAUGGUUCGUCUUCUCGCUGACGUGCCUAGGAACGGCCAUGGGGCUACUGCUGUACCAGGACGAAGGGACACGUCCGCAGAGACUUCAGAGCUUUGGGUACGCCUUCCUGUCAGCCUGCCUGGUGGCUGGCCAGGAGUUUUUCACGGCCACCACGAAGGACAUCCCCCAGGGGGUGCUGCUGCUCCACUCGUCCUUCACAUCGCUCCUCUUCUCAACCCUACUCGCCGGCAACGUUCUCGAAAGUCCCAAGACGCUGCUCACCAAGGUCGACAUGGGUGAGAUGAGCGUGGCCAGCCAGACGGCGUUUGCGUACGUCUUCUUCGUGUCCAAGGCGCGCGAGUCGGACCAGGGACUGGCGAACAUGUACAAGUACGCCAUGGACGUGCUCAUGGCGUGCGCGCUCACGUGGACGUUCCUGCCCGAGGACGUCGUGCCAGUCGCCAGCUACGGAGCGGCCGUUCUCGUGCUCUGCGCCGUCGUGACGUCCGAGGUGCAGCGGCUGUCCUACACGCCCCGGCCAGCGCCAGGCGCCAAGGUCCACACGCGCUUCUUCAUGUGA